Octodon degus (degu) is the source of this 4021-nucleotide messenger RNA. It is a transcript of the gene Grm4, whose product is annotated as glutamate metabotropic receptor 4. NCBI's taxonomy places the organism in Eukaryota, Metazoa, Chordata, Mammalia, Rodentia, Octodontidae. Gene Ontology annotation, molecular function: adenylate cyclase inhibiting G protein-coupled glutamate receptor activity. Gene Ontology annotation, cellular component: membrane. Bases 395 to 3133 code for a protein of 912 amino acids. Gene Ontology annotation, biological process: G protein-coupled glutamate receptor signaling pathway; regulation of synaptic transmission, glutamatergic. The transcript has 11 exons. The record is from RefSeq and is a predicted model, not a curated record.
ACCGCGGUUGGAGCCCCGCGGCGCGCGGUUGGCAGGAGGGGAGGAUCGGAGCUGUUUUCUCCUUGAUGCCAAGCUUCACCAAGCUGGGAGCACUCUACCCUCUCCACCAUUGUUGGCUGAGACCAGGCCUGCAGGACGAGUCGGGCUUGAGGGUCAGUGCGUUGCUGCAGUCCCGGCUGCUGGCUGCCUGCCGUCUUCGGGCCCGGACCUCGUGGGCCUCUGCGCUCUGCCCGAGAGCCCAGAAGGAACAGGGAGAGCCCUCGGUCAUGGUUCAUCCUGCUCCGCCGCCCUGCUGCUGAAGCCGCUCUGCGCAUGCGCGUCCAGGCUGUGGGGCCGCGGGCCUGCCAGGCCUAGGAGCGUGGCCUGCGUUCAUGGGUCUCUAGGUGCUUCCGAGAUGCCCGGGAAGAGAGGCUGGGGCUGGCGGGGGGCACAGCUGCCCCUCUGCCUGCUUCUCAGUCUCUACUGCCCCUGGGUGCCUUCCUCCCUGGGCAAGCCCAAGGGCCACCCGCACAUGAACUCCAUCCGCAUCGACGGGGACAUCACACUGGGGGGCCUGUUUCCUGUGCAUGGCCGCGGGGCGGAGGGCAAGGCCUGCGGGGAACUGAAGAAGGAGAAGGGCAUCCACAGGCUGGAGGCCAUGCUCUUUGCUCUGGAUCGCAUCAACAAUGACCCGGACCUGCUGCCCAACAUCACGCUGGGCGCCCGCAUUCUGGACACCUGCUCCCGGGACACCCACGCCCUGGAGCAGUCCCUGACCUUUGUGCAGGCGCUCAUCGAGAAGGACGGCACGGAGGUCCGCUGUGGCAGCGGUGGCCCCCCCAUCAUCACCAAGCCUGAGCGAGUGGUGGGUGUCAUUGGCGCUUCCGGGAGCUCGGUCUCCAUCAUGGUGGCCAACAUCCUCCGCCUCUUCAAGAUCCCCCAGAUCAGCUACGCCUCCACGGCCCCUGACCUGAGCGACAACAGCCGCUACGACUUCUUCUCCCGCGUGGUGCCCUCGGACACGUACCAGGCCCAGGCCAUGGUGGACAUUGUGCGCGCCCUCAAGUGGAGCUACGUGUCCACGCUGGCCUCGGAGGGCAGCUACGGCGAGAGCGGGGUUGAGGCCUUCAUCCAGAAGUCCCGCGAGGAUGGGGGCGUGUGCAUUGCACAGUCGGUGAAGAUCCCCCGGGAACCUAAGACGGGUGAGUUCGACAAGAUCAUUCGGCGGCUCCUGGAGACCUCCAACGCCAGGGCCGUCAUCAUCUUUGCCAAUGAAGACGACAUCAGGCGUGUGCUGGAGGCGGCGCGCAGGGCCAACCAGACGGGCCACUUCUUCUGGAUGGGCUCAGACAGCUGGGGCUCCAAGAUUGCACCGGUGCUGCACCUGGAGGAGGUGGCCGAGGGUGCUGUCACCAUCCUCCCCAAGAGGAUGUCUGUCCGAGGCUUCGACCGCUACUUCUCCAGCCGCACGCUGGACAACAACCGGCGCAACAUCUGGUUUGCCGAGUUCUGGGAGGACAACUUCCACUGCAAGCUGAGCCGCCACGCGCUCAAGAAGGGCAGCCACGUCAAGAAGUGCACCAACCGGGAGCGCAUCGGGCAGGACUCCGCAUACGAGCAGGAGGGCAAGGUGCAGUUUGUGAUUGACGCUGUGUACGCCAUGGGCCACGCGCUCCACGCCAUGCACCGUGACCUGUGUCCUGGCCGCGUGGGGCUCUGUCCCCGCAUGGACCCUGUGGAUGGCACCCAGCUGCUUAAGUACAUCCGAAACGUCAACUUCUCAGGCAUUGCAGGGAAUCCGGUGAUCUUCAAUGAGAACGGAGAUGCGCCCGGGCGCUAUGACAUCUACCAGUACCAGCUGCGCAAUGCCUCAGCCGAGUACAAGGUCAUCGGCUCCUGGACUGACCACCUGCACCUCCGAAUAGAGCGGAUGCACUGGCCGGGCAGUGGGCAGCAACUGCCCCGCUCCAUCUGCAGCCUGCCCUGCCAGCCAGGCGAGCGGAAGAAGACAGUGAAGGGCAUGCCCUGCUGUUGGCACUGUGAGCCCUGCACCGGCUACCAGUACCAGGUGGACCGCUACACCUGCAAGACGUGUCCGUACGACAUGCGGCCCACAGAGAACCGCACGGGCUGCCGGCCCAUCCCCAUCAUCAAGCUCGAGUGGGACUCGCCCUGGGCAGUGCUGCCCCUCUUCCUGGCUGUGGUGGGCAUCGCGGCCACGCUGUUUGUGGUGGUCACUUUUGUGCGCUACAACGACACGCCCAUCGUCAAGGCCUCGGGCCGCGAGCUGAGCUACGUGCUGCUGGCCGGCAUCUUCCUGUGCUACGCCACCACCUUCCUCAUGAUCGCGGAGCCGGACCUGGGGACCUGCUCCUUGCGGCGGAUCUUCCUGGGGCUUGGCAUGAGCAUCAGCUACGCAGCCCUGCUCACCAAGACCAACCGCAUCUACCGCAUCUUCGAGCAGGGCAAGCGGUCCGUGAGUGCCCCGCGCUUCAUCAGCCCCGCCUCUCAGCUGGCCAUCACCUUCAGCCUCACCUCGCUGCAGCUGCUGGGCAUUUGUGUGUGGUUCGUGGUGGACCCGUCCCACUCCGUAGUGGACUUCCAGGACCAGCGGACGCUCGACCCGCGCUUCGCCAGGGGCGUGCUCAAGUGCGACAUCUCGGACCUGUCGCUCAUCUGCCUGCUGGGCUACAGCAUGCUGCUCAUGGUCACCUGCACGGUGUACGCCAUCAAGACGCGCGGGGUGCCCGAGACCUUCAAUGAGGCCAAGCCCAUCGGCUUCACCAUGUACACCACCUGCAUCGUGUGGCUCGCCUUCAUCCCCAUCUUCUUUGGCACUUCGCAGUCGGCUGACAAGCUGUACAUCCAGACGACGACGCUGACUGUCUCGGUGAGUCUGAGCGCCUCGGUGUCCCUGGGAAUGCUCUACAUGCCCAAGGUCUACAUCAUCCUCUUCCACCCGGAGCAGAACGUGCCCAAGCGCAAGCGCAGCCUCAAAGCCGUUGUCACCGCUGCCACCAUGUCCAACAAGUUCACCCAGAAGGGCAACUUCCGGCCCAAUGGAGAGGCCAAGUCUGAGCUGUGUGAGAACCUGGAGGCCCCAGCACUGGCCACCAAACAGACUUACGUCACCUACACCAACCAUGCCAUCUAGCUAGGCCGCCGGAGCCACGCAGGAUGAAGAGCAGCCACAGCCCCAUGGUUGGUACACUGUCCACAGCCACUCCUGGGGACCCAGCUGAUGUCCUGCGUGCCUGUGGGUGCCCACAGACGUGGCUUGGUGCUGAGGACAACGGAGCCCUGGCCGUCCCUUCUGGGAGCCGGGGCGAGCCAGGUGGGCAACAGGAGGUGGUCCAGGGGCCCGCCCGCAGCUCCAGGCACUGCAAGAGGCUUGGUCUUACUGUUGCCACUGCUGGCCGCAGGGCACAGGGCUCAGGGUGUGGAGUCCCAGCGCUGGUUCUCCCUGCACCCUUCCCAUCUGUCUGCCCUGCUGGCCACCGUGUCCGUCCAUCUGUCCGUCCGUCUCCAUUUCUGUCCUUCUGUUCUCCCAUCUCUGUCCUGCCUGUUUUCUCUGCACGUCCUUCUGUCUGGGUUCUCAGCUUCUGUGGUUCUUGCCCCCUCUGCUCUGCCUCUGCUCCCCUGCCUGCCCUGUUCGGCCCACCUCUCCUGGGACCCCACAUGGCGCCCCCCCAAGCACUUUUCUUUCUAGUCCGCCCUACUUCAUUGCCUCUCCAGUCAGCCAGUCCACUGACUUUUCCAUGUCACAAAAGAGAAAAAAGAAAAAAAAAAAAAUCAAAACACAAAAAAGCCAAAACAAAACCCAAUCUCAAGCGUGUUGCAAGUGCCGCACCCUCUUGGUGGCCUCGUGUGUGUGUAUGUGUGUGUGUGUGUCCCCAUGCCCCCUGCCCGCCGCCUGUCCCACCAGUCUGCCGUGUGUCCUGCCCGCCUGCUCCUGCCCCUCCUGCUGACCACACGGAGUUCAGUGCCUGGGUGUCUGGUGAUGGUUAUUGAUGACAAUGUGUAGCGCAUGAUCGUUUUUAUA